Molecule: messenger RNA, 466 nt
Organism: Ceraceosorus bombacis
Lineage: Eukaryota; Fungi; Basidiomycota; Exobasidiomycetes; Ceraceosorales; Ceraceosoraceae
Source: the annotation of a GenBank genome assembly
AUGCCACGCUUCUGGCAGAGGCCGAGUAGCUCUCUGCCAGCGUCUCCUCAACCGCAACGCCGCAAGCGCCAAACCAAAGACCUCGGCACAGAUGAUGGCCGGGAAGCCUCCUUGCGGAUAUCGUGAGGACUAAAUGCUCAAAGUAUUCGAUUUGGCGGUGAGUGUACCGGGAUCGUGCGGCGAUGGUUGUUUUGGAGGACGCGGCGGCUGACUGAGGUUGUGUCGGGCAGGUGGAGCACCUGCGUCUCGUGGAGAUGUGCGUGUCCGUGUUUGUUGAGCAUUGCUGCAAGCAUUGCGCGACGGCUAGCGCGGACUGUCUGCGUCCGACGACGGAGAACCUCGCGUCCUACAGCCAUAUGGUUGCCCGUCGUGUAUGCUUGCGAAGCGAGUAUGCAGUGUCCCCAAAGAGGCCAAGGCCGCGGUUUCGGACAAGGUCGGUGGCACCACGGCAGUGAUACUCGGGUGA